AAAGCUCCAGCGGAGUCUGGCGGAGGCACUAAGGGAGCACGGGGUGUUUUGAAUAAUUAUUAAAAUUAGCAUGUGUCUGCGCCAUCCUGUGGGUGUGGCGCAGAGAGGAGUGUAAACUCUAGCGGGGCUGGAGCAAACAUUGGAUUAGCGGCAGCAGCCUGCCAACCUGCCCGAGGAGUGCUGGGACCAGCGCGCUGCACGCCGACUGGCACGAUGGCCUCGUCUCAGGGGAAAAACGAGCUGAAAUUAGCCGACUGGAUGGCAACUCUGCCGGAGAGCAUGCACAGCAUCCCCCUCACCAAUUUAGCCAUUCCAGGGUCUCAUGAUUCCUUCAGCUUCUACAUUGAUGAAGCCUCUCCAGUAGGUCCUGAGCAGCCAGAAACUGUCCAGAAUUUUGUCUCUGUGUUUGGAACUGUGGCCAAAAAGCUCAUGCGGAAAUGGUUAGCCACUCAGACAAUGAAUUUUACUGGCCAGCUAGGAGCUGGAAUUCGUUAUUUUGAUCUUCGAAUUUCCACCAAGCCCAGAGACCCCGACAAUGAACUCUAUUUUGCUCAUGGUUUGUUCAGUGCCAAAGUCAAUGAAGGCCUUGAGGAGAUCAAUGCAUUCCUCACAGAUCACCAUAAGGAGGUAGUGUUCUUGGACUUCAACCACUUUUAUGGGAUGCAGAAAUAUCACCAUGAAAAACUGGUCCAAAUGCUGAAAGACAUCUAUGGAAAUAAAAUGUGCCCAGCGAUUUUUGCCCAGGAAGUUAGUUUAAAGUACCUGUGGGAGAAGGACUAUCAAGUGCUGGUCUUCUACCAUAGUCCAGUGGCUCUGGAAGUGCCCUUUCUCUGGCCUGGGCAGAUGAUGCCAGCACCCUGGGCCAACACCACAGACCCCGAGAAACUGAUCCAGUUUCUUCAAGCAUCCAUCACUGAGAGAAGAAAGAAGGGAUCGUUUUUUAUAUCUCAGGUGGUGCUGACCCCCAAAGCUAGCACUGUGGUCAAAGGGGUGGCAAGUGGCCUCAGAGAAACAAUCACAGAAAGAGCUCUUCCCGCCAUGAUGCAGUGGGUCCGCACGCAGAAGCCAGGAGAGAGUGGCAUCAAUAUUGUCACUGCCGAUUUUGUAGAACUUGGUGACUUUAUCAGCACUGUCAUAAAACUCAACUAUGUCUUUGAUGAAGGAGAAGCCAACACUUGAUAGCGCUACUUGGAGUUUCCAUGAAUAAGAUGGAGAAGGCUCAUUGUAUUAGGGCAUAUUAUCUGUAAACACUCUGAUCUUCCUAUUCCACUGAGUCUCUGAAGGGAAUAGGGCUGGUAGUGGGUGGGAAAAGGGGAAAAACUGUUUCUUCAGUGAUUGCAAUCAUACUCUUCAUUACUAUAAAUAUUUCAUUUCCCAUUUGAUGAGCAAAAUCUACUUCUAGUGUUAGGAAUAAAAAAAAAAAAAAAAGACCAGUAACUUUGUUUUUCAAAAUUAGUCUUUGUAACAUAGAAUUCAUGAGUGUUUACCUGAUUAGGUUCUCUAUUUCCAGCCUAUGGCUCCUACACUGUCUAUAUCCUGUAACCUUUCUGCUCCCUCUCUUGCUCGCUCUUUUUAAU
Pongo pygmaeus (Bornean orangutan) is the source of this 1577-nucleotide messenger RNA. It is a transcript of the gene PLCXD3, whose product is annotated as phosphatidylinositol specific phospholipase C X domain containing 3. Gene Ontology annotation, cellular component: synapse. Gene Ontology annotation, molecular function: phosphoric diester hydrolase activity. NCBI's taxonomy places the organism in Eukaryota, Metazoa, Chordata, Mammalia, Primates, Hominidae. The record is from RefSeq and is a predicted model, not a curated record. Bases 214 to 1179 code for a protein of 321 amino acids. Gene Ontology annotation, biological process: lipid metabolic process. The transcript is spliced from 3 exons.